AUGCCACCACCAAAAGAAAGAAGACCAUCAAUACCUGUGAGAUAUGGUUAUAUCAACAGAGCUGCACCGUCGAGACAACAAGUAUCCCAGCCGAUGGCUCCAAGGCCCGUAGCUCUAGGAUCGAUGCCGAGAAGAAAGUUAUAUCUGACUACAACUGAGGAUAUGCCGAUGAAGGUUUCUAAUCGAUCGUUUGCUUGGAGGACGGUGCAGAGAAAGUUAGAUUUUGCUGCAGAAGAUGUUAAGCCGUCAAUGAUAAUCACAUCGGCAGUUCAAGGAACUUCUAAGCCGAUGUUGACUAGAUCCAAAAUCACAGCAUCGGCUCCCCAUGUUCUUAAGCCGACGGUUCAAUUUCCAACUAGGUCAAGAAGUGAGAUAAGGCCUUGGUUGGAAAGGAGGAAGAAAGAGAUAAGAACAAUGGCGAUUCAAAAUGAAGUCAAGAUCCGAAGAGAUCAUGCGAUGGAAUCCAAUCGGCCUAAGAUGGUAAGGCCGACUGUCAGAGCUCCAGUUGGUGUUUGGCAGAAAGUUGAGCAUCCUAAGUUUCCAACUCCACCAAUAGAGAGAAACAAGAAGACGUGGAGGAGGCGAGAGUUCAUGAGAAGGGCUAAAGCUAGAAAGGAGUUACAGGAUGCUGCGAUGGAGGAAGAAGUGACGGCCUUGAGAGCCAAGCUUUUACUUGAACAAGCAAGAUUGGACCAGAGGAUAGCUGUUGAACAGGCCAAGCUGGAUAAAAGGGAAGCUCUUAUAAGGGAGAAGGAAGCAAGUCUAAAUGAGAAGAUUGCUCUGUUGCAAAAGAAAGAAGCUGAUGGUCAAGACAAGACCAAUAAUGAAAGUCCACUUUACUCUUGUGGGAGUAAAAAUAAAGGUGAAGAGAGUGAGAAUGAUACCUUGCAAGCUAAUGAUUUCUUAGAAGAUGAACCACUCCCAGUUGGGAACGUUGAAGAAAUUAUUCAUCUACCUCAGAAGGAUGAUGAAGACUCGGGGGGCAAGGUUGAACAACCUAAAGACAAUGUCUUCAUAAAACCUGAUCAACGUGUGACAUAUCACAUCAAACCUCUAUAUAUCAAGGUUCAUCUUGAUGGUGUACCGAUGAAUAGAGUUUUAGUUGACAAUGGAGCUACCGUUAACCUUUUGCCUUAUGCAUCAUUGAAGAGGUUGGGAAGAGGUGAUGAUGAUUUAAUUGAAUCUAAUGUAACUGUUAGUGACUUUUCAGGUGCUAUCACUGAGACAAGAGGCAUUUUUGCUACAAACCUAACGGUGGGAAGUAGAACGACUAUAUCAGCUUUCUUUGUUGUUGAUUCAUCAUCAAGUUAUAAUGCCUUAUUGGGACGAGAUUGGAUCCACUCUAACUGGUGUGUACCAUCGUCUUUACACCAACUUCUGAGCUUUUGGAACGGAAAUGAGCUGGAAGUUGUGCAUGCUGAUAGACGACCAUUUAAGGUGGAGUCUAAUGUUGUGGAGGUUAGAUAUUAUGGCGAAACGAUUGGCACCACCAGAUUUCUUGGUCAAGACAAGUAUGGACGUCCAAUUCCAAUGCCGAUGGUGUCAACAUCCCAAGAUUUGAAAGAUGGUUUGAAAAGAGCCAUGGAAGACCUUGUCCGGCCUAGUGCAAUUAUAUCGUACAGGCCGCUUGAGGAAAAAGCCUCCCUAAUAGCAAAUGCGGCUCAUAAAGGAAAUGAAAUCACUAUGGAAGAGUUGGAUCAUGCUCCAAUGAAGUUAGACGAUCUGAAGGUCGAGGUACAAGAUUCGCUGCUAGAGAUUGAUCUUGGUACAGAUGGUCAACAUCGGCCUACUUACAUAAGCCAAUGUUUGUGCGAUGAAGAUAAAAUACGCAUGGUCGCUUUGUUGAAAGAGUACAAAGAUUGCUUUGCGUGGGACUAUCCAGAGAUGCUGGGAUUGAGCAGAGACUUGGUGGAACAUCGACUUCCUAUAAUUCCAGGAUACCGUCCGUAUCAACAACCACCUAGGAGGAUGGCCAACGAUAAAACUGGCAAGAUCGGGGUGUGCGUCGACUUUCGCAACUUGAAUUUAGCCACCGCCAAGGACGAAUAUCCUAUGCCAGUUGUUGAUUUACUUGUGGAUAGAACAACUCAACACAAAAUUUUAUCUUUCAUGGAUGGACACAGCGGCUACAACCAAAUUUAUAUCGCAGAGGAGGACGUUCAAAAGACCGCAUUCCGUUGCCCUGGAGUGAUUGGGACAUUCGAGUGGGUUGUGAUGUCGUUUGGACUUAAGAACGCUGGAGCAACUUACCAAAGAGCCAUGAAUGCCAUUUUCCAUGAUAUGAUCGGCAAGUUCAUGGAAGUGUAUAUCAAUGAUGUAGUGGUUAAGUCACAUAAUAGCUUAGACCACAUCGAUCAUCUGAAGCAAUCUUUUGACAGAAUGAGAAGACACGAUCUGAAGAUGAAUCCACUCAAGUGUGCUUUUGGUGUGACUGCAGGGAAUUUCUUAGGUUUCCUAGUUCACCAACGGGGGAUUGAAGUUGAUCAAAACAAAACAAGGGCGAUCAUGCAAGCUCAACCUCCCGCCAAUAAGAAGGAGUUACAACGUUUUCUUGGUCAAGUUAACUUCUUAAGAAGAUUUAUCUCAAAUACCGCUGGUAAAACUAAAGCAUUUUCACCACUAUUGAGAUUGAAUAAGGAAGAAGAUUUCAUCUGGACCAAAGAACAUCAAGACGCAUUUGAGGCGAUUAAAAAUUAUCUUGCAAAGCCUCCCGUCUUAGUUCCCCCUUGGAAAGAUAAACCAUUGUAUUUGUAUGUAUCGGCCACAACAUCUUCAAUUGGGUGUUUGUUGGCCCAGGAAGUAGAAAGAGGGAAGGAACAUGCAGUUUAUUAUCUUAGUCGAGCUCUUACUAAUGUUGAAACUAGAUAUAGCUCGAUAGAGAAACUUUGUUUAUCCUUAUACUUUGCUACAAUAAAAUUACGCAAUUAUAUGCUCUAUUUUAGCGUGUGUAUAAUUGCCAAGACUGAUAUUGUCAAAUAUAUGUUAACUCGGCCAAUUCUAAGAGGCCGACUUGGUAAAUGGUGUUUGGCUUUGUCUGAGUUUGGUUUCAGGUACAUUCCUCAACAAGUAGUAAAAGGUCAAGCGGUUGAUGAUUUCCUAGCUGAUCAUCCUUGCUUGGAUUUGGGGAAAGAUUUUGAAGAUGCCGCGGAAGUCUUGGAAAUUGCCUUGGUGCCGUGGGUGUUGGAAUUUGAUGGAUCAAGUACUUCAGAAUCAGCAGGAGUAGGUAUUAUCAUAUCUUCUCCACAAGGUACCUGGAUGAUGAUGGCGUUCCAUUUGGACUUUGAAUGCAUGAACAAUCAAGCUAAGUAUGAGGCGCUCAUUAUUGGCCUUGAAAUGCUUAGGGAGAUGAAGGCAUCAUCAGUUCAAAUAAAAGGAGAUUCUUUGUUGGUGGUGAAUCAUCUAACUGGAGAAUUUAAGUGCACAAGUCCAACCUUAUUGCCUUAUUUCGCUCUAGCUACUCAAUUGUUGGAGGAAUUUGACAAUGUUAGUGUUGAGCAUGUGCCAAGACAUAUGAAUGAAGGAGCGAAUGUUGCUGCUCAAUUAGCAUCAGGGAUUACCUUCCGAGAUGAAAUUAUGAGGAAAGUAGUUAACGUCGUAAAGAAGAAGAGAACAAGGUCGUUGGCAAUACAUUAUACGGUAUUGGCCGACGAGUUGUAUAGAAAAGGUGUCGAUGGUGUCUUCUUGAGAUGUCUUGACGGAGAGGAAGCUAAAGCCGUGGUUAAAGAUAAGCAUGGUCCCGUUCAAAGGGUUCCCUCUGAAGAUCUCCACUCUAUUGUGAAGCCAUGGCCAUUCCGUGGAUGGGCUAUAAAUCUCGUUGGAAAAAUUUAUCCUCCAGCAAAAGGUGGAGUUUGUUUCAUCAUCAUAGCUACUGAUUACUUCACCAAGUGUGUGCAAGCAAAGGCGAUGAAUAAUACCAAGCAUACGGAUAUCCAGAAGUUCAUUGAAGAACAUAUCAUUUACCGCUUUGUAAUACCAGAAACCCUCACCUCAGAUCAAGGAUUGAAUUUUGAUGGAGAAAUAACAAAAGCGUUGGGUAAAAAAUAUGGAAUCAAAUGUAUGAAAUCAACACCCCAUUAUGCACAAGCUAAUGGGCAAGCUGAAGCCUCCAAUAAAGUGAUCUUAAAGAUCAUGGAUAAGUUAGUACUCAAACAUCCAGGGAAAUGGGACGAGUACAUAUCAAGAGCAUUAUGGGCUUAUCGUAUGUCGCAACGUUCAAGUACAGGAGUUAGCCCUUUUAAUCUCACCUAUGGUCAUGACGCCAUGGUGCCGAUGGAGAUCUUGGCCAAAUCGGCCAGGGUUGCUUUUCAAAACGAUUUGACUUGGGAAGAGUACACCGAGUCAAUGAUGGUCGCUCUUGAGGAUAAAGAUUCAGAGCGCUUAUCGGCUUUAGAUCAUUUGAACGCACAAAAAAGAAAAGCCGAAAGAAGUUACAACAAAAAGGAAGCAAUACAAGUUCCCGAACCUGAAUUUGAUCAAGUAAUUGAAGAAGAAGUUGACGAAAGCAUGGCUGAUGUUGUUGUGCAAGGUGUGAGUUCAUCGUCCUUGGACGACGUUGUUGGUUCCUUUGAUUAUUGGAGGGUGGAAGAUUUGAUGAAGAGCGAACCAUAG
Messenger RNA from Corchorus capsularis, 4608 nucleotides. The record is from the annotation of a GenBank genome assembly. NCBI's taxonomy places the organism in Eukaryota, Viridiplantae, Streptophyta, Magnoliopsida, Malvales, Malvaceae.